This is a messenger RNA of Rhincodon typus (whale shark), 2984 nucleotides long. It is a transcript of the gene nlgn4xa, whose product is annotated as neuroligin 4 X-linked a. NCBI's taxonomy places the organism in Eukaryota, Metazoa, Chordata, Chondrichthyes, Orectolobiformes, Rhincodontidae. The coding region runs from base 471 to 2984 and encodes 837 amino acids. The record is from RefSeq and is a predicted model, not a curated record. The transcript is spliced from 7 exons. Gene Ontology annotation, molecular function: signaling receptor activity; neurexin family protein binding. Gene Ontology annotation, biological process: neuron cell-cell adhesion; postsynaptic membrane assembly; chemical synaptic transmission. Gene Ontology annotation, cellular component: synapse; postsynaptic specialization membrane; cell surface.
UGCUGGUGCUGCGCCGUGUGGAUUAAUUCAGCUUUUUUUCUUGCAUUUGGAAGACUCGUGAAGGGGAAAAGUCAGUUGAGAAAACAAAAAAAAAUCUACAAACACUCGCCUGGCCAAAGGACUUUAGAUAAAUCCAGCGCCCGGGGUCUGUGUGAGCUGGCUUGUAUUUGUCCCGGAUUGGGGUUGGUCAAUCCUCCUUGGCAGAAGGACCUCAUUGUUCAGGGGAGUGUUUUGCCUUCAUUCCAAUCUGAUUGGAGGAGGUUCCUGUAAAGCAAGAUGGUAAUCGCAGACUCAGAAGGAUAAUACUGGGCUUCAAUGCAAUUAGUUGGAUCUUUGCGGUGGUAAAUGGAUCCUCUGGGUCGUACCAGUCCAGUCGCUAGAGGUUAAGAUCGACGUUGAUUCCCAGCCUGUGACCUAGGCUGUUUUUUCACUUCCGGAAGAUCGUAUGCUCACUCUGGGAUCAUAAAACAAUGUUCAGCUCCAGUGGAAUACCAUGGCUGUCUUUUGUCCUUGCCCCGACUUUGAAUCUAAAUGUCCUGCUUUGGAUAACGACCCUUGCAGUGCGGUCUGGCCUCCUCAGUUGCCAGGAAAACUACCCCAUCGUCAACACCAACUACGGGAAGCUGAGAGGGGUGAGAAUGCCACUUCCCAAUGAGAUCCUGGGACCAGUGGACCAGUACCUUGGAAUACCGUACGCCUCAGCUCCGACGGGUGAGAGGCGCUUCCAGCACCCAGAGUCCCCGUCCUCCUGGACUGGCGUCAGGAACGCUACGCACUUCGCCCCGGUUUGCCCCCAGAACAUUCACGGGAUUUUGCCCGACAUGAUGUUGCCUGUCUGGUUUACCUCCAAUCUGGAUAUCGUGGCCACUUACAUUCAAGAUCAGAGCGAAGACUGCCUCUACCUGAAUGUCUACGUACCUACUGAAGAUGGAGCCAACACAAAGAAACACGCUGAUGAUAUAACCAGUAAUCAUGGUGAUGAAGAUGAAGAUAUCCAUGACAAUGGUCCCAAACCAGUAAUGGUGUAUAUUCACGGAGGCUCCUACAUGGAAAGCACCGGCAACUUAAUUGAUGGAAGCAUCCUGGCAAGUUAUGGAAAUGUUAUUGUUGUCACACUCAACUACAGGCUCGGGGUUUUAGGCUUCCUAAGCACAGGUGAUCAAGCUGCCAAAGGGAAUUAUGGAUUGUUGGACCAAAUUCAAGCAUUAAGGUGGAUCAGUGAAAAUAUUGGAGCUUUUGGAGGGGAUUCAAUGCGGAUUACAGUCUUUGGGUCUGGUGCGGGAGCGUCCUGUGUCAGCUUGCUGACGCUAUCCCACUAUUCAGAAGGUCUGUUUCAGAAGGCAAUCAUUCAGAGUGGGACAGCCUUAUCCAGCUGGGCUGUUAAUUAUCAGCCUACCAAGUAUACCCGCCUACUGGCAGAGAAGGUCGGCUGCAGUAUGCUGGACACCAUUGACCUGGUGGAGUGCCUACGGAUGAAGAGCUAUAAGGAGCUGAUUGAGCAGGACAUUAUGCCUGCCCGUUACCACAUCGCUUUCGGGCCUGUCAUCGACGGAGACGUCAUUCCCGAUGACCCCCAGAUCCUCAUGGAGCAGGGAGAGUUCCUCAACUACGACAUCAUGCUGGGUGUCAACCAAGGCGAGGGCCUGAAGUUCGUGGAGAAUAUGGUGGACAACGAGGACGGUAUCUCGGCCAGUGACUUCGACUUCGCCGUCUCCAACUUUGUGGACAACCUGUAUGGCUACCCAGAGGGGAAGGACACCCUGCGGGAGACUAUCAAGUUCAUGUACACCGACUGGGCAGACAAAGAGAACCCUGAGACUCGUCGCAAGACCCUGGUGGCGCUGUUCACCGACCACCAGUGGGUGGCACCGGCGGUAGCGACAGCAGACCUGCAUGCCCAGUAUGGCUCACCCACCUAUUUCUACGCCUUUUACCAUCACUGCCAGAGUGACAUGAAGCCAGGCUGGUCUGAUGCUGCACACGGAGACGAGGUCCCCUAUGUCUUUGGUGUCCCCAUGAUUGGACCCACUGAGCUUUUUCCCUGUAACUUCUCGAAGAAUGAUGUUAUGCUCAGUGCAGUGGUCAUGACCUACUGGACCAACUUUGCGAAGACAGGUGACCCAAACCAGCCCGUUCCACAGGACACAAAAUUCAUCCACACAAAACCCAACCGGUUCGAGGAGGUGGCCUGGUCGAAGUACAAUCCAAAGGAUCAACUGUACCUUCAUAUCGGCCUGAAGCCCAGGGUGAGGGAGCACUACCGAGCUACAAAAGUGGCCUUCUGGCUUGAACUGGUCCCUCACCUUCACAACCUGAACGAGAUCUUCCAAUACGUGUCGACGACCACCAAGGUGCCACAGACGGACUCCACGCCAUUCCCUUACGUGACCAGGCGGGCCCCGGGGAAGUUGUGGUCUUCGACCACCAAGCGCCCACCUCUGACUCCCUCCCACAACCCCAACAAGCAGGCCAAAGAUACGCGCAAGUCCAGCCCCGAAGAGACGACGGUCCUGAUAGAGGACAAGAGGGACUAUUCAACCGAGCUGAGCGUCACCAUCGCGGUGGGGGCUUCGCUGCUCUUCCUGAACAUCCUGGCCUUCGCCGCCCUCUACUACAAGAAGGACAAGAGGCGCCAUGAGACGCACCGACGGCAGAGCCCCCAGCGCGGCGGCAGCGGUGGGGCUACCAACGACCUGGCUCAUCUCCAGAACGAGGAGAUGAUGUCGCUGCAGAUGAAGCAAAUGGACCACGAGCACGAGUGCGAGGCGAUGCAGACCCACGACACCCUGAGGCUCACCUACCCGCCCGACUACGCCCUGACCCUGAGGAGGUCACCGGACGACAUCCCGCUUAUGACCCCCAACACCAUCCCCAUGAUCCCCAACACCCUGGCUGCAAUGCAGCCCCUGCACACGUUCAACACGUUCACUGGAGGGCAGAACAGUACAAGCUUGCCCCACGCACAUUCCACCACCCGGGUAUAG